This is a messenger RNA of Trichomonas vaginalis G3, 990 nucleotides long. RefSeq lists its product as uncharacterized. The record is from RefSeq and is a predicted model, not a curated record. Bases 1 to 990 code for a protein of 329 amino acids. The transcript has a single exon. NCBI's taxonomy places the organism in Eukaryota, Parabasalia, Trichomonadida, Trichomonadidae.
AUGAUUGUUUUUUUGAUAAUCCAAAGUAUAGCAAUUAGCUAUAAUUGGAAAUUAUUCUCUAGUGAUUACAGAAGUAAAAUAAAACUUGAAUGGCACGAGUUUUACGAAGAAAGAAAUAAUAGUUUUUAUAAUGGCAAUAUUGCAGGCAACCAAAGAUACUACAUUCUUGAUAUUGUAUCAGCAAAUAGUAAUCGAAGGUUUCUUUCAUAUGAGUCAAGAAGUGGAUCUUCCGUUUUUUGUAAUAAUUCUUAUAAUGGUCAAGGAUGCAAUAUAUAUAUUGUAAAAGGUAAUAUUGUUCAGAAAAGAGUUUGUUCAUUUCACUGCUCAGCUUCCGGUUACGGUCAGCAUUGCUGGAUUAAGAACCAAUAUACUGAAUUAGAGAAGAACUAUAAUAUCGAAUCAUCAUAUACACAUUUCGGCAAUUCAAGGAAAGGGGCACCAAUCUGCCAUUCUUACGGUGAAGUUAUUAUUAAAAUGGUUAAUAUUUCAUAUUGUAUGAUACAUGAGACUUCAGGAUUAUGGUUAGAGGAUAUGCAAUAUAAUGGAAAUGUAACUUAUACAUUAUUUUCAUCUAAUAAUGCGAGAGAUGAUUUUUGCCUCAAAUUGAGUCAUUCAUCAAGUUAUAAAAUAAUAUGUUGUCAAAUUAUUAAUAACUCUGUUUCUACAUAUUUAAUUUCAGCUAAUAGAGGAACUUUUACAUUUAUUAAUUGCACAAUUAUCAAGAACAAUGCAACCGAAAUAUUAUAUAUAGCUCGUACUGGAGAUUUUAAAUUUUUCAACUGCACGAUUGAUUGCAAUGUUCCUUCUCGAUUCAUACAUUCAGAUGAUAAAUUAGACUCUUUUUCAUUUGAAAACGAAUUAAUCCAUAUUGGAACAGAAGGAUGUUAUCCAAAAUUUAGUUUGAAAUAUCAAAAAACCAGACAAAUUGAUUUAACGAGGUCAUUACUUAAAAAUCCAGGUAGUAAGAGUCAUUCUUUAUUUAGAAAAUAA